AUGAAUUUUUCAACUUACUAUCUGGGAUUUGACCAAACUGUUCUUCUUAAGGAUAAAAGCUGGCCAGCAUUUAUCCUAGUUAAACUAACGAAAAGUGGACUUGGCUUUGAAGGAAAUCUAACAUGUGCUAUAUUUACAGGACCUAACACGAUAGAAGAGGUUCUUCGAGAUGUUCAGGAUAACUCCUUAAAAUUGGUGUCCCACGACAAUUUAACAAAGAUACUACUUCGCUGUGAUGAAGCCGGCUCUUUCGAUAUCUCACAUCGACAACAGACCAAAACAUCGUACAUUUGGCCAGGAACCAAGUGGUGUGGGUCUGGAGACGUGGCUGAGGACCCCCAAGAUCUAGGAGAAGAGAAGGAGACAGACCGCUGUUGCAUGAAACAUGAUCUCUGUAAAGAGUAUAUUGCUGGUGGGGAAACAAAAUACGGUUUAAAGAACCCUACGUCUUAUACAAG
Limulus polyphemus (Atlantic horseshoe crab) is the source of this 458-nucleotide messenger RNA. RefSeq names its product phospholipase A2-like. The record is from RefSeq and is a predicted model, not a curated record. The annotation marks the transcript as partial. NCBI's taxonomy places the organism in Eukaryota, Metazoa, Arthropoda, Merostomata, Xiphosura, Limulidae. Gene Ontology annotation, biological process: arachidonate secretion; phospholipid metabolic process. The transcript is spliced from 3 exons.